Molecule: messenger RNA, 143 nt
Organism: Racocetra persica
Lineage: Eukaryota; Fungi; Glomeromycota; Glomeromycetes; Diversisporales; Gigasporaceae
Source: the annotation of a GenBank genome assembly
AUGGUUAUAUUUAAACAAGAGAAGAUUUUGGUUGCAGACCUCAAACCAGAACAAACAACUACAACUAUCUACAGUACGUUGGGAGAAUUGGAAAACAACAACUCAGCACAUCAAGAACUAGCUGGACAACAAUCAUAUGCGAA